Molecule: messenger RNA, 653 nt
Organism: Bombus impatiens (common eastern bumble bee)
Lineage: Eukaryota; Metazoa; Arthropoda; Insecta; Hymenoptera; Apidae
Product: cytochrome c1, heme protein, mitochondrial-like
Exons: 1
Coding region: 200-523 (107 amino acids)
Biological process (GO): mitochondrial electron transport, ubiquinol to cytochrome c
Molecular function (GO): heme binding; electron transfer activity
Source: RefSeq, a predicted model, not a curated record
GUUUUCCCUGUUAACCGGAUGGAUGGACCCUCCAGCAGGGGUAACUCCGGACGAAGGCCAAUACUUCAACGUUUACUUUACCGGUGGAUCUACCAUGAUGCCACGAGUACGGCAUUGGUGAAAUCGCGAUUAGUCGAACGCGCCUUGUCUCAUCGAUACUUGUUUUUCACUAUCGUUGCUUCUUUCGACGCUUUCGCAGAUGUUCUACGAGGGAAUCGUCGAGUACGACGAUGGCACACCGGCCACGGAGUCGCAAUUGGCGAAGGACGUGGUAGAGUUUCUAAUGUGGACGGCGUCUUCGGAGCACGACACGCGAAAGAUCAUGACGCUGAAAUGCAUGGGAAUCCUUCUGACGCUACUGGUGUCCGUCGUCCAUAUCAACAGACGAAAUUGGUCGCAUUUGAGGAGCCGUCGCAUAGCUUACGUACCAAAUAUCAUCACCAGAGAACCUCGACAUCCUACGUCUCCGUUCGCGGACAAAUACGGCCGAGGAAGUAAGAGAAGCGGCUCGUUACCAAACUGAUACACGGUCGUCGUGUUUUUUACCGUUGUAAAAAGUUCGAUUCGAUUCGACGCAACGAUAAAGUUGCACGCGCGUCGAGACAGGGCCGGCAAUUACGGAGAAACGAGGAAGAAGAGAUUCGGUUGGAACG